CUUCUGAGCGGAGUAAAGGAACCAGCGGAGCUUGGUUCCACUUCCGGCGGGGAAGGCAAAGGAGGGCACCACCGGAAGCAAGGAAGGUGCUGUGUAAUCAUUGAGAAGUGCUUGGGUCUCUUAAAAUGCCGGAUUACCUCGGUGCCGAUCAGCGGAAAACCAAAGAGGAUGAGAAGGACGACAAGCCCAUCCGAGCUCUGGAUGAGGGGGAUAUUGCCUUGCUGAAAACUUAUGGUCAGAGCACUUACUCUAGGCAGAUCAAGCAGGUUGAAGAUGACAUUCAACAGCUUCUCAAGAAAAUUAAUGAGCUUACGGGUAUUAAAGAAUCUGACACUGGCCUGGCCCCACCAGCCCUCUGGGAUUUGGCUGCAGAUAAGCAAACGCUCCAGAGUGAACAACCUUUACAGGUUGCAAGAUGUACAAAGAUAAUCAAUGCUGAUUCGGAGGACCCAAAGUACAUUAUCAAUGUGAAGCAGUUUGCCAAGUUUGUGGUGGAUCUCAGUGAUCAGGUGGCACCUACUGACAUUGAAGAAGGAAUGAGAGUUGGUGUGGACAGGAAUAAAUAUCAAAUUCACAUUCCACUGCCUCCUAAGAUUGAUCCAACAGUUACCAUGAUGCAGGUGGAGGAAAAACCUGAUGUCACGUACAGUGAUGUUGGUGGCUGUAAGGAACAGAUUGAGAAACUGCGAGAAGUAGUUGAAACCCCAUUACUUCAUCCAGAGAGGUUUGUUAACCUUGGCAUUGAGCCUCCCAAGGGCGUGCUGCUCUUUGGUCCACCAGGUACAGGCAAGACACUCUGUGCUCGGGCAGUUGCUAAUAGGACUGAUGCUUGCUUCAUUCGUGUUAUUGGAUCUGAACUUGUGCAGAAAUAUGUUGGUGAGGGAGCGCGAAUGGUUCGCGAACUCUUUGAAAUGGCUAGGACCAAAAAAGCCUGCCUUAUAUUCUUUGAUGAAAUUGAUGCUAUUGGAGGGGCUCGUUUUGAUGACGGUGCUGGAGGUGACAAUGAAGUGCAGAGAACGAUGUUGGAACUGAUCAAUCAGCUGGAUGGCUUUGAUCCUCGAGGCAAUAUUAAAGUGCUGAUGGCCACUAACAGACCUGAUACUUUGGAUCCAGCACUGAUGAGGCCAGGGAGAUUAGACAGAAAGAUUGAAUUUAGCUUGCCUGAUCUAGAGGGUCGGACUCACAUCUUUAAGAUUCAUGCUCGUUCAAUGAGUGUUGAAAGAGAUAUCAGAUUUGAAUUGUUAGCACGAUUGUGUCCAAAUAGCACUGGUGCUGAAAUUAGAAGCGUCUGCACAGAAGCUGGUAUGUUUGCAAUUAGAGCUCGGCGAAAAAUUGCUACUGAGAAGGAUUUCUUGGAAGCUGUAAAUAAGGUUAUUAAAUCCUAUGCCAAAUUUAGCGCUACUCCCCGCUACAUGACAUACAACUGAGCACCGAAGGCUUUCAAAUGAAAAUACUUCUUUUAAUCAGAAUCCAAACCUUAUAUAGACUUGCUAACAACCAUUUCACAAAAAAAUAAAUGGUUUCAAGAUGGAAUGCUUUUUCCCCCCAGAUCUCUUUAUUUUACAGUAAAAGGUGAGAUCUAAAGACAUUAGGCAGAAAGUUUAUUAAAUAUGUGUUGACAUUUUUGAUUUGCUACCAUUUAUGGGGUAUCAUAUCAUAUAAAAUGUUUGCUUAGAUCACAUGUUAAAGGCAUAUGCUAGGUGCUGUAUGUAGUAUCUCAUUGUAUAUCCCAUCUGCUCAGCAAGGUGGAUCUAAUGGAUCUUGAUCUAAUGGACGCAGAAACUUUCUACAUAAUUUACUCAGUGGCAGAGCUGGAGUUCAAUCAAAGUGUGUCCGCUCCAUUGCCUAAGCUUGUAACCUUUAAGCUCUUCUGCCCUUCAUCAAAACAGCCCAUCUAGGCAAAUGACCACGUUGUGGUGUGACGGUUUUCCCUCACCACAUUCAAUAAUAACGCUUUGGCCAGACUUCUUUUUAAAGUGGAAGAAGAAUCUGAUGUAAUGUUCCGCUUUGCUGUUUAACUUUUAAAGUAACAAGAAUUAGUGAUUCCAAUGAACAGUGAAAUGGUGCGGAUAAAGCAGAAAGAAAAAUGUGUAUAUAUAAUCUAACUUAGAAAAUCUAGAAUUGAAUUCAUACAGAGAUUGCUUAUUUUCAUUUAAGAUUAAUGGUUUGAAAUAUUGGUGAAGCUCCUGUUAGACGUAUGGUUUACAGUGAACUAUUUGUAAUAAAGGUGUAGUAUUAGAAUUGUCAACAGAUCAGUUUAAAAUGAUUUCUGUGCAACCACCACCAAACCCUCUCUUCUACUAUGUCCACCCCAUCUCCAUACCAGUAUCCAAGCACAAUAAAAACAUUUUUAUUGCAGUUCCAUAUUCAUAAAUAAGUAAAGUAGCAAGAACUGGAUGAGUUACUAAUUCACAAAAGAAAAACUUGACAACAUAGAAAAUGCUGUAAGUGCUGCACUGAAAUAAACUUAAGGAAGUUAUCAAGCAGAGAAAUUAAAACCCUUCAUUCAUGAAAUCCAACCAACAUUCUUUCUUGAUAUUUUAUUUACAUAAAAUUGAUCAUAAAAAUUUUGAUUUUCAUUUUACUAGUCCUGCCCUAUUCUUUCUUGGGGUAUGAAUUAGAGUGAACCAUUUCUAGGUUAAGCUUACAAUAAAAUAUGUUCAAGUGAAUGACUGAAACUGCUUUGAUUUAAAAAUGUAAGCAUUUAGAGCAUGCUCUUUGAAGUCAUUCCAUUUUCCCAUAUAGCCAUAUACUGACAUCAUCUACACCAAUUCGAGACAAUUGGAUAUUUGAGCUAGCUCAGGCUUAAGAUGAUACAGGUUCUGAAUAAUCUUGACAUUUCAGUUAGUUAUAUGAUGAAAAUCCAACUGGCCACAUAUAAAGUAUACAAUGAAUUAUUUGAAAAAUUUGAGUGUUUCUGUCCAAGCAUAUGUAUCAACACUAUAUAGUAUGUUUAUCUGUUUAAAAAGAUAAAAAUAUAAUUCACUGGUAACUCCCUCCACCUAAUAUAUAUAUAUGAAGGUGCUGAAAAAUCAAAAUAUGAAGAGUUUAUGAUUUUAGAAGAAUAUACUAUAGGGUUCCUUUAAAAAACAUUUUUAACAUUUAAAAAUGUGACAGGAUUUAUAAAAUUCAAUUUCCAUGAGUCUUACCAGAUUCAUCUGUUACAUAAAAUGAAAUACUAUAAACCAGUACAACAAAUAGCCUGAACCUUUUCUGAAAGACAAGGUGGAUUUUUGAGAUACCCAAACUUGAUUAAAUCCAAAUCAGUAAGCAGUCAGGCUACCUGGUACAGUACUAGCUUUAUUAGCACUAAACCAUGCUAUCACAAAUCUAAACAUAUUGAAUCUUCCUAAGAGCAUCCCUGAAAGAGGCACUAAACAGAAGGACCAACAGAAUUUUUGUGCUCACAUCACACAUACAGUAUUACAUCAAGGAAGUUUUGUUUGAUUUUAGAAUUUAAAUUGGUUUACUAUCUUUAACAGGGCAGACAUAAUAAAGCCUUUCCCCACCAUACCCCCUUCCUUCCCUCAUUACAAAAGGGUACAACUCCCAACACACUGAAAAAUACACCCUACCCACUUCAGGACAGAUGACAGGGCUUGCUACCCUCCCCGUCCUUCACGCACAUGAGAGGGCAGACUCGAGGUGGGCCUUUCCUUUCUCUGCUACACAGGUUAGGAUAUAGGAUCCAGCUACAUGGAGUGGAUAUUUUAGAUGUUGCCAGAAAACUAUAAAAUGACCUACUCCUAGGGCUUGAAGAAGAUUCAUACCCUUAACUCUUGUCUCUGGGUCCCAGUGCAGAUGAGAUUGGUAGUUGUGAGCCCACUAUAAGCUGCCAUAUGAUUAUGAUUAUACAAAGCCUGUGUAUAAUCAUAUGACUUGAAUUUGGAGCUUACUGGCCCCUGGUUGAGAAUUGUUUUCAAACAUUCAACCCAUUCAUGGAUGCAGAUAUUAACCACUGUUUUGCUCAGGAUUUAAGAAAGACAAAGGACUUUAUGGGACCUUCCUGAAAACAGGGUUUUUGCCAUAUUGCAAUAAAACAAGGCCAGUUUAAUCCUUCCUAUCUAUCAAUGUGAAUUAUAACCAUUUCUAUAGGGCAGUAUAAAUCUAAAUCUGAAUUAGGGUUGGAAAGCAAAAAGACACAUACUAGCAACUAUUAAGGUCCAGAAAGAGGGUUUAUACAUUAAUCCCUUGAAAGGUAAAAAGAAAAUUUGAAUGUAAGAAAAAAUGUCAGGAAAUUUUUUACUGUAUGAAAAAAUUUUAAGUAAAAGAUUCCAACAUAUUUACAUAUAAAUAUUUUUUGAAAUGAACUCUUUAUGUUUUCAGAUGCAUGUUAAAACAAAAAUAAAUUUUCCCGUCUUCA
Messenger RNA from Choloepus didactylus (southern two-toed sloth), 4363 nucleotides. It is a transcript of the gene PSMC2, whose product is annotated as proteasome 26S subunit, ATPase 2. Bases 126 to 1427 code for a protein of 433 amino acids. Gene Ontology annotation, cellular component: proteasome regulatory particle, base subcomplex. NCBI's taxonomy places the organism in Eukaryota, Metazoa, Chordata, Mammalia, Pilosa, Megalonychidae. Gene Ontology annotation, molecular function: ATP hydrolysis activity; ATP binding; proteasome-activating activity. Gene Ontology annotation, biological process: proteasome-mediated ubiquitin-dependent protein catabolic process. The transcript has 12 exons. The record is from RefSeq and is a predicted model, not a curated record.